Messenger RNA from Drosophila teissieri, 1471 nucleotides. It is a transcript of the gene CstF64, whose product is annotated as cleavage stimulation factor subunit 2. The transcript is spliced from 2 exons. Gene Ontology annotation, cellular component: mRNA cleavage and polyadenylation specificity factor complex. Lineage: Eukaryota; Metazoa; Arthropoda; Insecta; Diptera; Drosophilidae. Gene Ontology annotation, molecular function: mRNA binding. The record is from RefSeq and is a predicted model, not a curated record. Gene Ontology annotation, biological process: mRNA 3'-end processing. The coding region runs from base 121 to 1371 and encodes 416 amino acids.
AAAUUUUUCAAAGAAGAAGAAGAACAUCAAGCCGGAAUGCAGGGAAUUCUUUAGAUAAAUUUGUCAACGUUUGCUAGGAUUUUCUCGGAUUUUUGCAUUAAAUAAUAGAAAACAACAGAUAUGGCAGAUAAGGCGCAGGAACAAAGUAUUAUGGACAAGUCCAUGCGGUCGGUUUUUGUGGGGAACAUACCCUACGAGGCCACCGAGGAGAAGCUGAAGGAGAUUUUCAGCGAAGUGGGCCCGGUUUUGUCACUGAAACUGGUCUUCGAUCGGGAAAGCGGCAAACCCAAGGGCUUUGGCUUCUGCGAGUACAAGGACCAGGAGACGGCUUUAAGUGCCAUGCGGAAUCUGAAUGGCUAUGAGAUCGGCGGCAGAACACUGCGGGUGGACAACGCCUGUACUGAGAAGUCGCGUAUGGAGAUGCAGCAGCUGCUUCAGGGACCCCAAGUGGAAAAUCCCUAUGGCGAGCCCUGCGAGCCGGAGGAUGCGCCCGAGCUCAUCACCAAAACUGUGGCAUCCCUGCCGCCGGAGCAAAUGUACGAGCUGAUGAAGCAGAUGAAGCUCUGCAUCGUGAGCAAUCCUUCGGAGGCACGCCAGAUGCUCAUGCUCAAUCCUCAGUUGGCCUACGCUUUGCUCCAGGCCAUGGUGGUUAUGAGGAUCGUAGAUCCGCAACAGGCGCUUGGCAUGCUCUUCAAGGCCAACCAAAUGCCUCCCGUUUUGGGUGGAAAUCCGCACCAGGGGCCAGGGAACCACUCCAUGAUGGGACAACAGCAGGUUCCGCAGCAGCAGGUGCAGAUUCCGCAGCAACAGCAGCAGGCUCCUCAGCCUCCAAUGCCCGUCCCCGGACCUGGCUUCCCACCCAAUGUCCAUCCAAACGAUAUCGAUUUGCGCAUGGUGCCCGGCGGACCCAUGCCGAUGGAUCCCAGGAUGAUGGGACGAGGCAUGGACCAGGAUUUGCGUGGUUCUAUGCCCAAUCCAGUGCCUCCGCCACUGAUGGAUCCGAGAACUCGUGCCCAGAUGCCCCCACAGCAGCAGGCGCAGGCGCCACCGGCCCCCUAUCCCAGCGAUCCUCGCCAGCGUCCCAUGGAUCCCAGGUUAAGGGCAGGACCUGGGCCUCAGCAGCAGGCACCGCCACAAGGCAUUCCCCAAGCACCGCCACCAACACAACAACAACAGGCGGCCGCUCAGCAGUUACAGAGCAGACUUGGCGCGCAUGGAGUCCUGCCCUCGGAUGCCUCCGACCAGGAGAAGGCUGCCCUUAUCAUGCAGGUGCUGCAGCUGUCCGACGAGCAGAUUGCCCAGCUGCCCUCCGAGCAACGGGCCAGUAUCCUCAUGCUCAAGGAGCAGAUUGCCAAGAGCACUCAGCGCUAAAUCUUCUCCGGCUAACUCUAUUGGAAAAUCACUAUUUCGAUCAUGCUUUCUAUAGUACAUUCAAUAUGAAUCAAUUAAUAAAAAGAACAUUUUCACGCAA